AGACAGAGAAGUGUCCGAUUUCGUUGUUUUUGUCAGCGUUGUUUUGACACGGACGGAUCAAAAUGAUAAAGCCUGUUUAGUGGCACUGUAUUUGAUGGAUAACCGUGCUUGUGGUGCGUUUUAAUUGUGGGUAGGAAAGAGCAUGCGAAUCUGUAACUUUUAACUUGCUUGUGUUUGGACUCACACUACAUGCUACUGUUUUUAGCAUUUCAGCUAGCUGGCAUGCCGUGAGUUUCUCUAGCCUGACAAAAAUAUGACCACUUGUCAAAGAUGAUCAUUUGAUACUGUGUGUUGAGUAUUAUUAGCUCUGCAGACGACCAUCUGCACAUUACUUGUGUAGUUUAAUGCCAGAGAUAAUACUAUAUGCCUUAUGCUGCUUUUGGCUGUUGCAGAUCAACCCGAGCCGACAUGGACUCCGUAGGGUCACAUCAGGCUGGGCUCUAGCCUCCUCUUCGGUCCAUGUAAACACUGGACCCAGACGUCUGGAUUUCUAUGACACAACCAAUUUAUGCACAGCUAGAUUCUGUGGAAUCGCACUUGGACGACCUCCCAUAUAUGUUUUAUCUAGGCCUGUUCUUUGUGAACGUGCUGAUCCUGUACUAUGCCUUUCUGAUGGAGUACAUAGUCCUGAAUGUAGGGAUUGUGUUUUUGCCCGAGGACAUGGACCAGGCCCUAGUGGACCUUGGAGUUCUUUCUGACCCAGCCUCCAUGCCCUAUGACACGGACACUGAGCUGGAUGUAUUUGAAGGCUACCUCGAGUGACUAGGCCCCUUGGAACUGAUGCUGAUAAAACAUGGGGCAGCAAAAGCACUGCUGGGCCAAUGGGGACGGCCAUGUAUGCACCUCAGCAAAUUUGAAAGGGUAACCAGAGUGGAAGUGCUGCCAGCCACUUGUAGUGGCCGUCCAUCAGGAAGAUUAUGCAAAAAUGAAUAAGCAAGUACCUGCUUAUUUGUCGUUUCUUCUGCAAAGAAAGGAUUAGACAAUUCUCAGGCCUGGUGUAACUCCUCACUGCAAAGACCAAUUGAAAAUAAUCUUAAGUUGGUUCUGUGAAAUAAACUGAGCAAUGGAGACAUAUAAAGGAUGUCUAAAUAAUUGCUGCCAAUUAUUUAGACACCACUGUUGAGAAAAGUAACAGUGAGUGCUUUAGUUUAGGAAGAAAGUAUUUUUAUUUAUAUCUUAAAUGCAAAUUGCAACAGCCUUGCUGCUUACAUGGAAUAUUUGAGAUGCUUUCUCACAAAACUAUUAUAAACACUGAACAUGACACAUCCAGCUGUCAUGAGCGUCUCCAGAGCCCUUUGGUCAUCGGCUUACACAAGUAGACUUACACUCUGUUGUGCCAAUUUGUUUGAUUCACAUUUGUUCUCAGCAUGACUGUAUGACUUUGUAAAAUAUUUUAAAAUGGAUGUUGCUUUC
Boleophthalmus pectinirostris (great blue-spotted mudskipper) is the source of this 1413-nucleotide messenger RNA. RefSeq names its product Dexi homolog (mouse) (gene dexi). The record is from RefSeq and is a predicted model, not a curated record. The coding region runs from base 493 to 762 and encodes 89 amino acids. The transcript has 2 exons. Lineage: Eukaryota; Metazoa; Chordata; Actinopteri; Gobiiformes; Gobiidae.